Formica exsecta is the source of this 2315-nucleotide messenger RNA. Its product is annotated as kinesin-related protein 4-like. The transcript has 6 exons. NCBI's taxonomy places the organism in Eukaryota, Metazoa, Arthropoda, Insecta, Hymenoptera, Formicidae. The annotation marks the transcript as partial. The record is from RefSeq and is a predicted model, not a curated record.
AUUUAUAUAUUCAUAUUAUUUUUGAUAGAAAAAGCGGAAGAUCGCCCGUCAUCUAAUAGUUCCAGAAAAUCUGCAACGUUUAGUAUUGGAAAUAAAACCCACAAGAGUAGAAUUCCAACAACUCAGGUCGGACGAAAUGCUAUGCAAGGCGAUUCACCAAUGUACGAAGAGUCUUCUAGCGGUAUUAGCUCCAAUAAUAACUCCGCUCGGCGACCAAGCAUGACUCCGAAUAUAUCGUCGUAUAACAGAAAACCAACGAAUGCAAUUACCGCGGAAAAACGACAGCUGGAGAUUCAAUAUAGCUCAAAAAAGUUACGAUACGCGAAUUUAAAAAGAACGCUCGCCGAUAAACAGAAAAUCACGCAGGAUCUGUACGACGAGAUAUCGAGUCUACGGGAGAAGAUAAUCACAGCCGGCGGCAAGGAUCCCGGCAAGGUCGAAGAACUAAAGUUAUCUCAAGUUGAAUGUCCUAAGCAAAACCUGCCGACGUCAAUCGAGACAAACUUGCAUGAUAACGGACAAUGGGAGCAGAUCUGCAUGGACGAGUCGAUGGUGAUCGGCGUGUCGCUGCUGCAAAAUCAGCUGCAGAAUCUCUGCGACCGCUCUCAAGAACUCUGUCAACGUGCCCUGGAUAAGAGCUCGUCGUUCGCGUCUUUCGUAAAGUCCUGGCUGACAGAAUCGCACCAGCAGGACGAGAUGGAUAAUUGUGCCGAUUGUAAAGUGUCGAUUUUAGUGGAUUAUUCGGAAGCAGAGAUGCAACAAACGAUCCUCGCACAGAGCAACGAGGAACUAAAAAUGCAACUGGACCAGCUGAGGACGGCCCAAAACGACUUUAUCGCCGAAUAUGAGACGAGAUCUUCAAAUUUGCGCAUUGAAUAUGACAAUUAUCUCGGGCGAAUGAAGAAGGAGCAACCGAAUGUCGAGCGCAAGGAUUUGCAGGAGCAGCUAAGCGCUGCUUUGCAGGAGCUAAGAACGGAACGUGACAAGGCGAGUCAAGGCAAGGAAAGGAUGCGAAUGAUAGAAUUACAGAUGCAAAAAGCACGAACGAAGAUUCGUGAGUUAGAGGGGCAUGUGGCUAACGAGGAGCUAAAGUCGCAGCAAUUACAAAACGGCAUGAAGUCUUUGGAGGUUCAGUUAAAGCAAAAGGAUCAGACAAUGGAACUGAGAAUGAAGGAUAUGAACAAAGCGCUGAAGAGUAGCGAGGAUCUCAUAACGAAGAUGGAGAAGCAACGCAACACUUUUGAAUCACGAAUGCUAGAGCUCAAACAAAAGAUGGUUCACAAAGAAGUUGAAGCAAAUACUACCAUUAAGGAAUUAUCAGAAAAGUUUGAAGCGAUCGAUAAGGAAAUCAACGAAGAAAGAGAAAAAAGUUUUAUCAAUAAGCAGAUCGCGGCGAAGACUGAAGCAAUCCAAGAAUUGUAUACUACGCUGGAGAACAAGCAGAUGCAAGUGAUGCGAUUGGAGAAGCUGGUCAAGCUGCUGGAGGAUCAGCAGGAUCGGGCGCAGGCACAACGCACGCGGUUGGAGCAUCGCAUCGCUCAGCUAGAAAUUAGCUUACGAGAGAAGAACAAUAACAAUCGGUAUGUCAUGAGAAAAUAUUCGGAUGGUAAACCUCGGCCAAACAUCAUCGACGAUAAACUGUCGCGUACCUUUUCUUGCGAGUCGAAGCGAGCGUUAAUGAAAGCAUCCAUGCCAACAUUUCGUCUUAUCGAUUCGCGUUCACGCGAAAGAUCAGAAUCAUCGCAUUAUCGAUAUCAUCACACUUCACCUAUAAAAAAUCAAUUUCUUCCGCGAGAAGAAUUUUAUCUCGACGAUUGGCGCCGUGUUUCUUUCGAUAAUGAAGAGGCUUUCGUUUGCGAGCAAUGUCAACGCGCAACUAAUGAGAAAUUUAAACAUAACAUAAUCCGUCACGUUAAAGAUCAUCAAGUUCCUAUUCGGGACUCCCUCUAUGGUUGGCUGAUGGAUUCCUCGGCUUUAGAAGCCUUCGGUGAGCCUACGAUUGGCUUAAAUAGGUUUCACAAUGAGCAUAGCUCAUUCGAAAAAGACACAGAUUGCUUUUUCAGGAUCGUUGAUCCUAUUAUAAAUCGCGAUAAUGAUGAGGGCCGUAGCAGGAAGUCACAUCGUCGUCGCGAACAGUAUUGUCGUCGAUAUAGUCGUUUCUCAAAACGAUUUCUUCAUAACACAUCUCGUCAACGUUGUAAUCCAAUUAUUCGCAUGACAUAAUGUCAUGAUUUAUCAUAUUACUCUUGAAUUGCAGUUUAAAUUCUUAAUGGAUGGUCCAUAUAUUGAUCAAGUAAUUAUUUAAAUAGUCUAUA